AUGCUGAAGCACGUCGACGACCUGGCGACCAUCAUCCCCCUCGAAAACUGCAAUCCAUUGGCCGACUCGCGCACCGAAGUGGCCUACGCCGCCUCCUAUCUUGAACGGUUCUCUGAGGAGGCCCCACGCGUCUACGGUGAUACAAUCCAAGCCAGCAACCCGGGCUGCCGGGUCGUGACCCUCAAAGAGCCCAUCGGCGCCCCGGCCGAGGCGCCCUUGACCUCCCUGGUGUUGGCGGAGUUGGCACACAAGGCUGGAUUCCCUGCCGGCGUGAUCAACGUCAUCACGGCCCUGGAAAACACCGUAGCCGUCGGCAAGCUCUUGACGACGGAUAAGAGGGUCAAAAAGGUGUCCUUCAACAGGAUCGACGGCUGUCGGGAGGCUGCUGUAUUUGAAGAUGCCGAUCUGGAUGCCGCGCUGAAGGGCUUGAUUGCGUGCAAGUUUCGACUUUUGGGACAGACGUGCUAUGAGCUCGGUGACGGCUUUGCAGCAUCGAAAACACAUGGGCCGCUGAUUCACGGAAGGGCUGUCGAGAAAGUCGAGGAACAUGUUCAGGAUGCACAGAAUCUCGGCGCAAGGGUAUUGUUCGGUGGCAAGCCAUCGGUGGAUUUUGGCCCAAACUUCUUUGGCAUUACCGUGCUCGCCGAUGUCACACCAGAUACGCUUAUCUGGUCCCUGGCUGGAUACUUUUUCAGCCGUGAUGUCAACCGUUGCUGGCGAGUAGCCGAGGCCCUGAAGGUUGGCAUGGUCGGCGUGAACACGGGAGCAAUAAGUGACCCUGCGGCACCCUUUGGCGGGGUCAAGGAAAGCGGAUUCGGCAGGGAAGGGAGCAAAUAUGAGAUUCAAGAGUUCUUGACGGCCAAGAUGGUCAUGACUGCAGUCAAUUGA
Molecule: messenger RNA, 888 nt
Organism: Pyricularia grisea
Lineage: Eukaryota; Fungi; Ascomycota; Sordariomycetes; Magnaporthales; Pyriculariaceae
Exons: 6
Coding region: 1-888 (295 amino acids)
Molecular function (GO): succinate-semialdehyde dehydrogenase (NAD+) activity
Source: RefSeq, a predicted model, not a curated record